AUGCCUCGUUUAGGGACCAGUGAUGCCGACAACAUAACCUUGACCGAGGCAACAACCAAGGAAUGCAUUGGGUGCAAGCGGGUACUUGCUUCGAAACAGUUUGCCUUGGCUACCAAUGGCAAGGGCAAAGGACUGCCAAAGGCAACUUGUAUGUCUUGUUCUGUACGACAGUCUGAAUGGGCUAAAGAGAAGUACCGUGAAAUAUGGGAUACUGAGAAGGAAAAUACCACCAACGAACCCACCAAUGAGUCAGCGGCUGCUGGACUUGGUGUUGUAGCACUGGAAGACUUCCUCGCACUUCUCAGCAGGCAGGGGAAUCACCUUGAAGUGGAUGCUAAUGUGGACAUUAGCAGUGUCAACCCAAAUCUGUCUCUGGAUACCCGCACAAUUGCAGACUGUAUUACCAAGUUAAUUUGGGAUAUGAUGAGUUACCAUUGGCUCUAUCAUAGUAAAUAUGUUUAUCGACGUUCUGGUGGUGACAUAAUCCAGUAUAGAUGUCAUUGUGCACAGAGAAAUACACACUCCAAGAAGCCUAAAAAGAGUGCUCCGGAUGUAGAGAAGAAACGUGAUAAGCAGAGCAUGCUUACCUUUGCAUGUGAAGGCCGGCUGUAUAUCACUAUUUCACGUCACUCUAUGAUCGCUGAAAUAUCUGUGACACACCGAGAGGAUCAUAUCCCUUACUGUUGCAUUGAUAUCCCAAAAGAGGUUCAUGAACUCUUAUGGAAUAAAAUUCUCGAGAAGUACCCUAAUCUGAUGUUUACGGGGAAGGAUAUCUACCAGAUCUGGUCUAAAAUUGGCAGCCAGCAAUGGAAGCGUGAUGAAGAUGAGAUGGUGUCAGCAAAAAUGCUUCUGGAGGAGGGAUGCAAACAAGGAGGACUAGGGGUUUACUCUGUGUUGCCAAUUGAGCUGAUUCCAGAACCCAGUUUAGAGGCUCUGGCUUUUGUGCUCCCAGAUGCCUUGAAGCAGUGGGGUGGAAGAAUACAAGAGCUAUCUCUUGAUUCCACAUGGAAUACAAAUGGCACACAGUUCGAGUUGUAUGCUGCACUUGGCAAAGUAUAUGGAUCAGGCCUUCCUCUUGGAUACAUUUUGAUUCAGUCCAAUGGCAGCAAACUAGGAGGUAAAGAAAAGCUCCUUUGUCAGUUCCUCAAAUGUCUUAAAAAUAACUGGGACCUCCAGAUUCUUAUCACACUCUCAGACAAGGAUUGGACUGAGAUCAAUGCACUCCGAGCUGAAUUUCCAGAGGCAAAGCACCAAUUGUGCUUUUGGCAUGCACUCCGGGCCAUUAAGCAGAGGCUGGCAAUUUUGCGGUGUAUGCCUGCAUUCUAUGAUGCCAAUAUUGCACAUCUCAAGUUCCAUUGGAUAGAUCAGAAUUUUAGUAAUGAGGAUGCUUAUGUGGCUACACAAGCUCUGCCACGAAUAACUGUGCGCUUGAAUGGUAUAGUACAGCCUCUCACCAUACCACAAAAGCAAAAACUGGUUAUUGUCCUUCCUCCUUUGUCUGGUUUGCCCGAAACUGAAUUAGCUGGGAAUUUGGAAGAUGGAGAUCAAGUCUCUGAAGAUGAUGACACCAGCAGUGCUAGUGGUGAUGAUGAUGAAGGUGGGGGCAUCCUAAGAGGCUUGAGAGAUGACAAUGGUGUUGAAGUAGAGGAUGCACCUGACUGGGUAUUUGACGAAGGCGAGCAAAAGUCUGACAGCCCAGACUAUGUAUUCUGUCCUGUGCCUCACCGCAAAGCCAUUCUUCACCUUUUUGCCAAGCACUUCUGCCAGCACCCACUAUUCAUUGAAUGUGACUCAGGCGGGAAAUGUAAUUUAUCUUUGAAAUGUACACAUUCUGCUAAGUGCGAGGCCUCUGGGAGGUAUGGGGAUACCUGUGGACAGCAUGGUACUUGCCUGCACGAUAAGAUCUGCGAGCACGAUCAACAACAUCAAGAAUUUCCAGAGUUUGGACCACAAUGA
Molecule: messenger RNA, 1956 nt
Organism: Serpula lacrymans var. lacrymans S7.9
Lineage: Eukaryota; Fungi; Basidiomycota; Agaricomycetes; Boletales; Serpulaceae
Exons: 5
Coding region: 1-1956 (651 amino acids)
Source: RefSeq, a predicted model, not a curated record